CAGAGCGGAGGGAGCAGAGUGUGAGUCCGGCUCGCAGUGAACACGGACCGGCUCGUGGAUCAGCGACAAACCGACGGAGACGGACUCUGACAGCGGCACCGACCUCACUCCUCUAACCCGGGCAGGGUGCAACGUGCCGGGGCGGAACUGUGCGCGGCGUCAGCCUCUUCCUCCGGAGCCCUGAAGCCUCACACGGCGCCUCUGUUCCGCCACCUGGCUCCAGCUCCAGCUCCGUCCUCUCUGCAUGUGUGGCUGCGUGCGCAUGAGGAGCGGACCAAGACUCGUUUGUAGCGCUGUUUACAGCUGUUAAUGUGACACACACACACACAGACUGUGGAGUGUGGAUUGAUUACACUCCCACCUCCUCCUGCACAGCUUUCCUCUGGUUCUGGAUGGAUUUUUGAAUGGUUUUCAACCCCUGGAUUAGGAUAUGGACUGAUUCACGGCUUAGACCAACAGUGGAAGUAACAACCUGCACAACUACAAACACUGAUCUGGAUUUUCUCCUGGAGGUUCCUGUUGGAGUCGUCGCCUGUGACUGAGGAACUCCGUCACCUCCCAUCAUUUUUCCCACUUGGAUUUCCAUCUGCGACUCUGAUGAAAGGAUGCCGCAGGGACCUGACGAGGGACUGAGCCCUACCUGAACUCCUCCCUUCCCCCUCUCCCCUGACCCCUGACCCUCAGAGCCCUCAGCACCACCGUCGUCCCACCAUGAACCUGCUGUGUCGUGGACGCCUGAAGCUGCUGGUGGCAUCUCUCACGGCCAUCGUCCUGCUCACCUGGCUCUACCUGCUGGCUGGAAACCUGGAGAAUGGUCGCUCCCUCCUCCUGGCCCCCUGUCUAGCCGACACCCCGGCAGCCCAUGUCCUGGAGCGAGCCGUCCUGGAGUCGCGUGUCCGAGAGGUGGAGGAAGAGAACCGGCAGAUCCGGCUGCAGCUCAGCCAAUCGCAGGGCACCGCCGUCCAGCAGCCAGAUGGUAACUACGGCAACCAGCAGUGGGGAGCGUCUGCAGACACGGGACCGGAGGACGGGGACAACACAGCGGAGGAGAAGAACAACCACACGGAGUGUCCCCGAUCACCCACCGUCCAGAAGUGUGAGCUGAUCCAUGUAGCGUGCGUUUGUGCCGGUCACAACGCCAGCAGAGACGUGGUCACGCUGGUCAAGUCCGUCCUCUUUCAUAGGAGAAAUCCUCUUCACUUUCAUUUCAUCACCGACACAGUAGCUAAUCGUAUCCUGAGUUCUCUGUUCCAGUCCUGGAUGGUCCCGUCUGUGCAAGUCAGCUUCUACGACGCAGAUGAACUCAAGUCCGAGGUGUCGUGGAUACCCAACAAGCACUACUCAGGUAUUUACGGCUUGAUGAAGCUGACGCUAACCAAAGCUUUGCCCUCUGACCUGUCGAAGGUCAUUGUCCUGGACACGGACAUCACCUUUGCCACUGACAUCGCCGAGCUCUGGGGCAUUUUUAGGAAGUUUACAGAUAAACAGGUGAUUGGUCUAGUGGAGAACCAGAGUGACUGGUACCUGGGGAACCUGUGGAAGAACCACAAACCCUGGCCCGCAUUGGGACGAGGCUUCAACACAGGCGUCAUUCUUCUCUACUUGGAGCGACUGCGGCGAAUCGGCUGGGAGCAGAUGUGGCGGCUGACGGCUGAGAGGGAGUUGAUGAGCAUGCUCAGUACAUCACUCGCCGAUCAGGACAUCUUCAAUGCCUUCAUAAAGCAGAACCCGGUCCUGGUCCACCAGUUGCCCUGUUUCUGGAACGUCCAGCUGUCUGAUCAUACUCGCUCUGAGCAGUGCUACACCGAGGUGUCUGACCUCAAGGUGAUCCACUGGAACUCUCCGAAGAAGCUCCGUGUGAAGAACAAACACGUGGAGUUCUUCAGGAACCUGUACCUGACCUUCCUGGAGUACGACGGAAACCUGCUGAGACGAGAGCUGUUCGGCUGCCCAAGUCAGGCCAGUCCAGAGAGCGCCCAGCUGCAGACAGCUCUGGAGGAGCUGGACGAGGACGAUCAGUGCUAUGAUUUCCGUCGGGAGCGACUCACUGUCCACCGUGUGCACCUCUACUUCCUGCAGUACGAGUACACGCCCACCGAGGAUGACACUGACAUCACACUGGUGGCCCAGCUCUCCAUGGACAGGCUGCAGAUGCUGGAGGCCAUCUGUAAACACUGGGAGGGCCCCAUCAGCCUGGCGCUCUACAUGUCGGACGCCGAGGCUCAACAGUUCCUGCGCUAUGCUCAAGCCUCCGAGGUCCUCAAGAACCGCAAGAACGUUGGCUACCACAUCGUCUACAAGGAGGGCCAGUUCUACCCAGUCAACCUGGUGAGGAACGUGGCCCUGAAGAACGCCAACACACCGUAUGUGUUCCUGACUGACGUGGACUUCCUGCCAAUGUACGGACUCUACGAUUACCUCAGGAAGUCUGUGGUGCAGCUGGACAUGGCUCACACGAAGAAGGCUCUGGUGGUUCCAGCGUUCGAGACGCUUCGUUACCGUCUGUCCUUCCCCAAAUCCAAAGCUGAGCUGCUCUCCAUGCUGGACAUGGGGACUCUCUACACCUUCAGGUAUCACGUGUGGCCCAAAGGUCACGCUCCUACCAACUAUGCCAAAUGGCGAACAUCCACCACACCCUAUAAGGUGGAGUGGGAGCCGGACUUUGAGCCGUACGUCGUGGUGAGACGAGACUGCCCUGAGUACGACCAGCGCUUUGUGGGCUUUGGAUGGAACAAAGUGUCCCACAUCAUGGAGCUGGAUGCACAGGAGUACGACCUGAUGGUUCUACCCAACGCUUUCAUGAUCCACAUGCCCCACGCUCCUAGCUUCGACAUCUCCAAGUUCCGCUCCAGCUCCAGCUACCGCAACUGUCUCAACACCCUGAAAGACGAGUUCCACCAGGACCUGUCCAGGAAGUACGGUGCCACCGCUCUCAAGUACCUCACCGCCCAGAGGAACAUCUAAGAACCAGGACCGCUGAGAGCCAGCAAGGUCGUCCAGGAGCUCGGACAUGUACUGAUGCAGCGCUGCAACCGCAGGCCAGACUGACACCGAGCACCAACAUGACGGUAAAGCUUUACAGCCCCUUAAAACAAACUCGGGCUCCUGUGCAUUAAUUCUCCAGUCGACUCCACCUGAGGGAGGCUGAGGAUGAAAACCUGAACAGGACAGAUUCAUAAAGACAGGACUGACUGGGCUGUGGAUACCGAUGGGACGAGCUUUACGGCCGGAAAAUAACCAUAUUCUUACAAUUUGUUCUGACAAUCAGGGCUUUUUCCAGAAGACAUGAACCAGUCUGUCCACGGGGAUUUUUUCUGGACACUAAGUCAAAGACACUAACAGAUGGGACCCGUGUCAUUAUGGGAAAAAAACAUUAAAGCAGGAGAGGACAGUGAGAGGCCGGUCGAACUGGAGAAAGAUUUAAGCCUUAUCACUUUCCAUAUUUAAUGAUGUUUUUGUUUCUUUUUUUUCCAGUGUAAAUCAAAAACCAAUGAAUAACAAACUUUGGCAUUUACAGCAUUUUGAUUAUGACUUUAAACAAGAAUCCUGUUUUGUUUUUUUGUUUUUUUUCCCUUUUCUCUAUUUUCUGACCUCAGAGACUUUUUUCUGAAAAUCCAUCACAUCCCGGUCGAAUUAUUUCAGAUUUUCUGUGGGCUUCAGGGAUGUGCUGUGAGUGAGUGUGUGUGUGUGUGAUCCAGCUGCAUCAUAUGGCGAGUCUACAACACGCUCUCUGCUUAUUGUUAAACUCAUUCUGGCUUCUGUCUUGAUCAUAUAUUUGCAUGUAAACAGUUGCACUACAUGUUAAUUUCACAUUAGAGAAUAGACAUUAUUCUGUUUUCUUCAUCCCUCUGAAAGAAGAAGCAAAAAUCUCUAAAUGAAAACAGAUAAAUCAUUAUUGAUAAUAUUGAUUGGGACCAACUGUCAGUGAGUUGUUGAUAAAGCUCUCAGCUUUGAAAUGAGACUGAUGCACUGCGACGAAGGGCAGGAGCUUUUAGUUUUUGUGCCAUUGCAUUAUAUAAUGUGUCUGAUUCACUGGAUAUAUGUAUGUGCCAUUUACUGUAACACCCCACCUACAACCCCAACCCCACCUUUGUGUUAAGUCCAACUGAAAUGACAGAAGUCAAACCUUGCUGUGGUCUAAUCUGGUCCUGAUCAUUAAGUAUAGGGUUAGGGUUGGCAGAGUCAGACUUCUAAAGAUUUCUGUCUCCAAACCUAUGAACUGGUCAGAUGUUAUAAGUGUUUGAUUGACCACUGUGUCAGCAGGGAGACGGAUAAACAACUGCAGUAACUGAAACGUACAAGCCAAGGACAGACAGUGUCUUAAAUUUAAGACCAGGUCACAACCUCAACAAUUCUCAGUGUGUGAACGACCCUAAAGGCUGAUUUAUACUUCUGUGUUGAAUCCACGUGGGCAACUACUUUCUCACUGUUUCAAGUCAAGUCACCGUCACUUUUUUAAUAACAUUAUAACUAUAAACUUGAACCAGAUGAAAGAGUUUUGUCAUCAGAUGUCUGGAUGUUCCAGUAAUCAGAAACAAGCAAAGCAAAAAGCUGCUCUCCACAUCUUGUGUCCACCCAAGAGCUUCACAGAGAAAUGAUUUUUAACAUUAAACUGUUUUAUUCAGUGUUUUUACUGAUUUUAAUUAUCAGGUCUGUUUGUUUUGGAGAGGAUGAUACCUGUGAGGAUAAUUCAGCUCCCAGUAAAAACCCCCUGAACCAUGAACACUGAAGGAAUCUGAACCUAAAAACAAGCUGAGCUAAUGUUAGCAGCAGCUCAGCUAACAGCCUGCAGCCCCUCACCAGCGCCAUGUGCCCGCCAAACAACGGUUUUUAACAUAAAACUCUUUUAUUCAUUGUUUUACUGAUAUAAGUUACUUGGUCUGUUUGUAUUAGGAAGGAGGAGACCUCUGUGGAUAAUUCGGCUCUCAAAAAAAACCCUGAACGAUUAACACUGAAGGAAUCCUAACCUAAAAAACAUGCUAAGCAUCUGAAUACAAGCUGAGCUAACGUUAGCAGCAGCUCAGCUAACAGCCCGCAGCCCCUCACUGACGUCAUGUGUCUGCAGAAGACAAUGAAAACAAUGACACCUGCGAAAUUGAUGAAAGUUACUGUUACACAUUUAUUUACUUCAACUCCAACAUGAAGAACUCAACUCAGCAGCACACAAACUACACCACCACCUAGUGUUAGGUGGUGUAACUGCAGAACAGCACAGACACCACUACACAACUGUCAAGGUUCACAACAGUGUUGAGGCUGCACAGAAGUAUAAACCAAGCUUAAAUACAUCAGAACUGAAGAUGAGAUCUGAAACAUCUUAAAAAAUCAGCAGCUUCUGACGUGUCUGCUCUGAUGUUGCUCAACAAGCCGAGCUGCCGCUCUCACACUCUGACUAUUUCAGCUACAGUUUUAUGCAAAUACAGUCUUGAUUGGCUUUAUGCAAACUACAGUAUGUACAUAUAUAUAUGUACGGCACACAGUAGCUAUGCAGAGACAAGGAGGUGCUGCCAUUCACCACAAGAAUACAAACUUGUACUUACAGAUCUGUAUCAUGUAGCAAAAGAAAAAUAUGUGAUUUCAUUUCAGUUGGACUUAAAUCUUCCUAACUCCAUUGUUUAAUUCAUUUUGUUUUUUUAUUUGACUAUUGACUACAGCGUUGUUUCUAACUGUUAGCUGAUGAUUUGAACCACUAAACAUGUGGCCGUUACAUUUAGUGUUGAUCCUAAUGAUCAUGAGUCUUUGGCCCCUGAUGAUCUGAACUUCUACUGCCCAGACUCUCUCGUCUCUCAGUUUAAAUUCAGGCUCCUCAGAGGUUGAUCACUAUGUUUCUCUGUAGCACAGGACAGAGUUUUUUAUUUUGGGGACUGAUAAAAGAAAGAUUGGGGAUGUGAGCAGAGCAGAACUCUAAAAAGUGGUUUUGUUUUUGAUUAUUCAUCUUUUUUUUUCCUUUAACAUCCUCAUCUGUAUUUCUGUUAAAUCAUCCUUUCUUUUCCUGGAUCCCUGCAUCUGGACAGGAAGCGAGUUGAAGGGCACUGGUUCAAAUCUGACGCAGAGUCAAGAGCAGGGGGUUUGAGUCUGAUGGUGAAUGUGACGGCUGCGGCUCAGACAGUUUGUUUGGUGACAGAGUGAAGUGAGUGUGAACUGUGCCACGAAGAGCCCUGCCCCCCCCCACCCCCCCCGCCACUGCCCCCGCCGCCGCAGCCCGCCCUCCACGCGGCCUCCAUUGACUUGUUGUUGAUUGUGGUAAAUGCUAGUGCCUUUGCUGUAUUGUGAAACUGGAUAUUGAUUGUACUGUUGUACUGACAGGGCCUGGGGAUAGUCAGGCGCUUUAUUUAUUAAUGUUGACUCAAAUCAAUCAUAUUUUUCUAUGUAAGUGCUUUAAAUAAAUUUGC
This is a messenger RNA of Lates calcarifer (barramundi perch), 6392 nucleotides long. RefSeq names its product LARGE xylosyl- and glucuronyltransferase 2 (gene large2). Gene Ontology annotation, molecular function: glucuronosyltransferase activity; xylosyltransferase activity. The transcript is spliced from 16 exons. Lineage: Eukaryota; Metazoa; Chordata; Actinopteri; Centropomidae. The record is from RefSeq and is a predicted model, not a curated record. Bases 712 to 2964 code for a protein of 750 amino acids. Gene Ontology annotation, biological process: protein O-linked glycosylation via mannose.